AAAGAAAAACCCAGAUCAAAGAUAUGGCGGACGAACAGAACCAAAAAACUAUACCAAUACCAAGAACAAAACUUGGUACCCUAGGAUUCCAGAAAGAAGAGCGCUCAAAGGAGUAACUGAACCUACGAGCUUUGAACCAGUUUGUUGCUUAAUGCUCAUACCAUUUGAACUAUGCCUCGUUGGUAUUUUUUAUGCUUUUAAGUACAUAGUUUGUCUCUUUCUGGUUAAUUUCAGUGAAGUAAUUAGUAAUUUUGGUUCAGCCGAUCAACAAUAAGCAUUUGGUAAGGGAGGGACAACAACUUUCAUUGUGUUUCGAAGUUAGGGUUUGGAUGUAUGGGGCUUAGUGGUAUGUACAAUGCCCCAGUCUCUGAUGAGUUUGGCAUUUCAAUCAUCAAAGAAGCAUUCAUUAGAGGAAUCACAUUUUUUGAUACAGCUGAUUGCUAUGGACCUUACACUAAUGAAAUUUUAGUUGGCAAGGCAUUAAAGCAAUUACCUAGAGAAAAGAUUCAGUUGGCUACGAAAUUUGGUGUUGAUGCCAGCAACUAUGAUUUUCGAAAAGCCUCGAUUAAUGGCAGUCCUGAGUAUGUUCGUGCAUGCUGCGAGGCUAGUCUAAAGCGUCUUGAUGUGGAAUAUAUUGAUCUCUACUAUCAACACCGUGUCGACACUUCAGUACCAAUUGAGGAAACUAUGGGAGAGCUUAAGAAGUUGGUGGAAGAAGGAAAGAUUAAGUACAUUGGUCUGUCUGAGGCAAGUCCUAACACAAUAAAGAGGGCACACAAAGUCCAUCCCGUUACUGCGGUGCAAAUGGAAUGGUCACUUUGGACUCGUGAUCUCGAGGAAGAGAUAGUCCCACUUUGCAGGGAACUUGGAAUUGCAAUAGUUCCAUAUAGCCCUCUUGGUCGAGGAUUUUUCGGGGGCAAAGCAGUUACCGAAAGUUUGCCUUCAGAGACUAUACUUAAAUCAUAUCCAAGAUUUGCAGGAGAAAAUGUCGAAAAGAACAAGGUGUUCUAUACUCGAAUCGAAAACUUAGCCAAAAAAUAUGGAUGCACUCCUGCUCAGCUUGCCCUUGCAUGGGUUCUUAAUCAAGGAGAUGAUGUUGUUCCGAUCCCUGGGACAACAAAGAUUAAAAAUUUGAUUGACAAUAUUGAAGCAUUGAGAAUCAAUCUAACUAAAGAUGAGCUGAAGGAAAUUGCGGAUGCUGUACCGAUUGAUGAAGUAGCUGGGGUUAGAUCUAACAAUUUCCCAAUUACCUUUAAGUUUGCUGAUACACCACUGCCUGAAAAUGCACAAACAGCAGCAACCUCAUCAAGCAUCAUUUGACCUGAAAACAGAAGGAAAAGUCAAUCAUCAAGUUCACAUUCACUGAUUGUUGUGUUGAAUAAGUACUGCUAAUUCAGUUCAAAAUCAGAAAAAAAUUGUCAUCUGAUUAGUGAUUAUAAAUUUGGCAAUGGAAAUUGAAGUUCACUUUUGCUGUUCUAUGAUGCAAGAUGGUCAAUGAAUUGUACGAGUGAUUUGUUUUUGUUGGCCUAUUUUAUGAAGAAAUCCAUGUUUGGCAUUUGAA
Mercurialis annua (annual mercury) is the source of this 1561-nucleotide messenger RNA. Its product is annotated as perakine reductase-like. Gene Ontology annotation, cellular component: cytoplasm. The transcript has 8 exons. The record is from RefSeq and is a predicted model, not a curated record. The coding region runs from base 334 to 1320 and encodes 328 amino acids. Lineage: Eukaryota; Viridiplantae; Streptophyta; Magnoliopsida; Malpighiales; Euphorbiaceae.